GAGUCACGCUAUAGGGCAGGUCUCUUUUCCUCUCCUGCUUUAACAACCGACGUAUUCUUUCUCCUCCUAUAUUUAACUACUUAAGGGAGUAUUUAUUCAAAGCGAUUAAAACUGGCUCAAUAAAAAGAAAAGAAAGAAACUCCUUCCCCAGUUCCAAAAGACGGAAACUUGGUGCGACUGAGUCGGCUUGGGAACUCCUGAGCUCCUGACACAAAUGAGGGCCAGCUGGAGACUCCCGGAAAAGGUAAAACCACACGAACUUAAAUUUCUUCAAUGAAAGAGGCGGACCUACAGCGGCUAUUUCACCGCCCUCCAGUCCCCACGUCCUCCAGGACUGGACCGCAGGAGUCACUGGCAGGCCGCGCCCCUAGCUGCCCCCUCCCCGCGCCGCCGUCCAGCCCCGAGCCGCCUCCCCCGAAAGACCCGGUUAACAGCGGCUCCCGCCCAAGUAGGAGUCGGGGAGGCAGGCGAGGCCGGCAAGCGGGGGCAGUGCAACCAUUUUCACCAGCCAUAAAUAUCCUGGGACUAGGAGGCGCUACCAAUUCCACGCUCUGGCGUGCCGACCGGUCGGGGCCUCAGCUCCCCGCCUUCCCGCCUCGAGCAGUGAAAUCCGGCCGCAGCUUUUUCUCGGUAGGGGCCGAAGGCUACGCUGCCCCUCCCCCGCGGCGGACACUAAGGGGUCACCGACUAGAGGUAGACCGGUGCACGGGCGCGGGAGUCCCAAGGGAGGGCACCGGCCCUUCCCACACAUAUUCUCGCCCCGCCUGUCCUGCGCUCCUCAGAAUCCCAAAUUCCGCCUCCGAAACCACACAGCGGGCCAGCGAGAGCGGGAAACACCUUCAUCGAGGGGGUCGCCGGAAGCCCAACCCCGCCCCUCUUCAAGCCGCCAGCGAGACCCACCUUCCUCUUCCUUUAGCAGCUGGGAAAUUGGGGGCGUUUAUGGCGCCCCGGGAAGAAGGCUCGCAGGCUGAAAGUCACCUCUGAGGCGCCCUUCUCUCUCUCCCUCUUCCCUCACACAGGCACACCUUGAGCCCCUCGCUAACGGUCGCAGCCAAGCUGCUAACCCCCGCUUGUCCACCGGUCAGCCGGCUCCCGACACCCAAAGCCCCUACUUUCUCCUAAACAUCUCCCCUCCCCCUCCAUUCGGAGCAGCCCCUUCAAUGCGGAAAUGUCCCUGCCGCACGGACCGACAGGCGCAGCCGCCAGUCAGGAGCCGAGGUGGACGCAGGCUCUGGCCAAUGAGACGUGCGGGGGUGGCAAGGGGCGGGGCGUUGCGGCAAUUGGGAGCCCGUUGGAGUUGGGCACUGAGCAGCACGCGGGGAUACCGCGCGUGGGAGCAGCACCUACGGCGGCGUUGCGGCCAGGGAAGCCUCUCCAGUAUAGCUCAAUUCUUGAAGUCCUCAAGGAAAGAGGAUGUUACACGGAACUUGACGCUAGCCUGAGGACUGUUACAGGGCCA
Molecule: messenger RNA, 1459 nt
Organism: Nomascus leucogenys (northern white-cheeked gibbon)
Lineage: Eukaryota; Metazoa; Chordata; Mammalia; Primates; Hylobatidae
Product: proline-rich protein 36-like
Exons: 2
Coding region: 274-984 (236 amino acids)
Source: RefSeq, a predicted model, not a curated record